This is a messenger RNA of Cyprinus carpio (common carp), 789 nucleotides long. RefSeq lists its product as uncharacterized. Bases 88 to 789 code for a protein of 233 amino acids. The record is from RefSeq and is a predicted model, not a curated record. The transcript is spliced from 3 exons. NCBI's taxonomy places the organism in Eukaryota, Metazoa, Chordata, Actinopteri, Cypriniformes, Cyprinidae.
CUUCUUCAUUUUCUCUUCUUGUGUUUUUUUCUGACACUCCACACAAAACCUCUUCUGUAAGCUAAAUAAUUGAAACAGUCAAUUGAAAUGCUGCAAAUUAUUCUGCUUCUCCUGCCUGGUGUUGUCAGUGAACAGUGGGGGGUGAUUUAUCCUCCUUCGAUCUGUGCUGCGAGGGGAUCCAAUGUCACUGUUAACUGUAGAUUUAUUUAUCCACAUGAUUAUGACAUAAAGCAAGUGCGAUGGUGUUCAAUGACAUCAAGCUAUGGCAAAUGUUAUAUUCAGCCAUAUGUUUAUGAUAGUGAAGCAAACGAUAAUCAAAACAACUUUCAGUACAUUGGAGACAAAACCUCAGAUUGUUCACUUUUGAUCAGUAAUAUUAAUCAAUCACAUUCUGGAGAGUAUAAAUUCAGAUUUAUAACCGAUAAGAAAGAUGGACGUUGGACAGGUGAUCCUGGAGCAAGUAUUUCAGUACACGAUUUAAGAGUGUCCAUGUGGAGGUCAAGAGCAAAUGGAAGCACAAUACCUGGAGACUCUUUGAAUUUGACAUGCACACUCAACUGUUCUGGUAAUUUAGCUGAGGUUCAGUGGUUUAAGAAUGGUGAUCCAAUUCAACAGUCAGAGCCCGUCCUCACUUUCAGCAGAAUAACUGCUAAGUCUGGGAAUUACUCUUGUUCUUUUAAAAACUUUAAAACAACUUUGUCUGAAGAAUUUACUAUUUACAUUGAAGGUUUGGUUGAACUGAUAAAUAUUUGUACAUUUUCAUAUCUAAACAAUCCUAUUCAUAUUUGA